UGUACCAGACAGCUGCUGCUUGACCCACAGUCUCCUGGCCGAGAUAAGAACUCCUCGCGGUAUGGAUUACAGUGUCAAGCUGGUUCUGAUAGUGGUGGUGCUGCACCAGGCUUCCGCAUUGGCGAGGCGAGAUGGCAGUCUUCGGUGCUUGGAGUGUCAUGGAGCCGAUUCGCCUCUCGCCUGUAACAAGUGGGCGUUGUGUGGACAGGGAGAGGUCUGCUUCACCCAGGAAUUCACCGACAGCAACGGGAACCAGAAAUUCCGGAUGGGAUGUGAGGAAAAGACGAGAUGUGAUUUGUACUUGAAUGCCGAAGCCGUUCUCGGUAUCCUUGGCCGAAGGGAGAUAAAUGACCUUGACCUCGAUGAUGACCCUGCAGCCCCUCGACCUUGCUACCAGUGUUGUUCAGGGAGUGACUGCAACGACCGCCUGUGUCUAGAUUCUCUAGGGACACAGCCUGGGGUGGGGAACUCAGGAACUGGUGCCCAUACGUGUCCCCCGACGUUCAUCAGCGGCCCCCACAGCUGUUACUACAUCGCCAGCUGGGCAGUCACGUGGGCAAAGGCCAGACAGGAUUGCCAGAGGAGAGGGGCGGACCUUGUGUCGGUCAACUCACAGGAGGAACAAGCCUUCCUCGUCACACAACUCAAGCUUAUCAACUCGACGACUUACCCUUCGUACGGCUACUGGACCGGGGGUUACUAUGUGAUGGCGCUAGCGGAGUGGCACUGGGUCGACCUGUCCACUACCGCCUCGUACACCACAUGGGGGCCGGCUCAACCCACGUCCCCAUCCUACCCCUACAACUACCGGAUCGGCAUGGUGAACCCUAUCAAGUACCCGACCUUCUCCGGCUGGGCCUGGGAGAACUAUAGCUACACAACUGCUCUCGGGUUUAUUUGUGAACGUAGUUUUGUUUGAAGUGUUCAGAUUGUGCUGAAGUUGUGUUAAUAAAACAGGGAACUAUCAA
Messenger RNA from Haliotis rubra (blacklip abalone), 968 nucleotides. RefSeq names its product C-type mannose receptor 2-like. Gene Ontology annotation, cellular component: external side of plasma membrane. Gene Ontology annotation, biological process: biological process involved in interspecies interaction between organisms. The coding region runs from base 62 to 919 and encodes 285 amino acids. NCBI's taxonomy places the organism in Eukaryota, Metazoa, Mollusca, Gastropoda, Lepetellida, Haliotidae. The record is from RefSeq and is a predicted model, not a curated record. Gene Ontology annotation, molecular function: carbohydrate binding. The transcript is spliced from 7 exons.